AUGGGAAGCAUAAUAAAUGAAAAGAAAAAUUUCAUUAGACAUGUUCUAUUGAAUUCACCUCCAGGAAAAAUAAAUGACUUGGUUUCAGAUAUAAAAACCUUAUUUGGGUCAAGUGCGACUAUCCAAAAUUCUAUCGAAGAUGCCAUAUCAAAUUAUAACGAAAAGAACUUCGUGCUCAUUCCCCUCGAGGAUAACGAAUACGUCAUAAUUUGUGAACAGUCAAAAAUCAACAACUCAUACGUUCACCCAAAACUAAAGAUACUAGCUACUGUUAACCAUCUGAAGAGAAAAGUUACCGGAACCACUGAGUUAAAAGAAUUGAACUACCCCCAAGAAUUAGAAAGUUAUAGAGAAUUGUGUAGCGUAAAACUAGAGAAAUAUCUUCAAGCACAUUAUUCAAAAUGGAAUGAGAAGCAAACAAUAAAUUAUCCCAGUGUUAAUUUAAAAUGUAAAAAUGGAUUAAGCUCAAAAUGUAGUUCAUCUGUUUAUGCUUCCAAACGAGGGGAUAGAUUUAAUCUCUUUUUCAUUAUAUGUCGUGACAGAUAUUAUUUAAAGAAUUUUCACGCAAGUUCGUGGAGAAGUUCAUGGGAGGUCAAUUUUUUAUUAACAGAUGACCAAGUCCUCUUAAGAGGAAACAUAGACGUAGCACUAACAUAUUUUGAGGACGCUAACAUAAAUUUCAAGACAACCAAAAAAUUUGAAAAAACAGUUCUAGUGAACAAGGACGUUGAGCAAUUCUCUUCCACCAUUUUAUCAGCCAUAAGUGAAUUUGAAAACUCUACCCUCUAUGAUCUAAAUAACUUUUUUAUCAACAUAAAUAAGGAAUUAAUAAAAAGUACUAGAAAAAUUAUACCAUUGAAUGGCGAUAAAUUUAACUGGAUGGAGACAUAUCAGGAUAUCCCCAUGCAAAUUAAGUUAACAUAA
Plasmodium malariae is the source of this 924-nucleotide messenger RNA. RefSeq names its product F-actin-capping protein subunit alpha, putative (gene CPalpha). Gene Ontology annotation, biological process: actin cytoskeleton organization; barbed-end actin filament capping. Lineage: Eukaryota; Apicomplexa; Aconoidasida; Haemosporida; Plasmodiidae. Gene Ontology annotation, molecular function: actin filament binding. The transcript has 9 exons. Gene Ontology annotation, cellular component: actin cortical patch; F-actin capping protein complex. Bases 1 to 924 code for a protein of 307 amino acids. The record is from RefSeq and is a predicted model, not a curated record.